Vicia faba (fava bean) is the source of this 1074-nucleotide messenger RNA. The record is from the annotation of a GenBank genome assembly. Lineage: Eukaryota; Viridiplantae; Streptophyta; Magnoliopsida; Fabales; Fabaceae.
AUGUCGUGUAUGCCUUGGUUGCCAGAGGCACGGUGGUUCUGGCGGAGUUCAGUGCCGUCACCGGCAACACAGGCGCCGUCGCUCGUCGGUUACUCGAGAAGCUUCCUACCGAAUCGGAUUCCAGACUUUGCUUCUCUCAAGAUAGAUAUAUCUUCCACAUACUCCGAUCCGAUGGCCUCGCGUACCUUUGUAUGGCCAACGACACCUUCGGAAGAUCAGGCACCUGAUAUUGAUGUGCUUCUUGCUGAUGCUGAUGGGACAUUCCAUUCAAUCAAGGCUUUGAGCCAAAGUGAUGGAAGAUGGCGCUACAGUUCUGAUAAUCCAGAAUCUAGUACCUAUGCUGCUGGAUUAGCACUUGAAGCAUUGGCGGGAGUCAUCUCAUUAGCAUCUUCUGAAAUUGACCAGUCUAGGGUAAAUACGGUGAAAAGUGAUAUAUUUAAGCUCUUUGACAGCAUCCAGAAAUAUGGUGGAAAAGGCAUGUAUGUUCUGACAUACAGUUUUUUGCUGCAGAUUCGUCCAAUUGAUAAGAAACAGCAAUACCAGAUCCAGAAAGUUAUUAAAGCGAGUGAAAGUGCAACAAGUAAUGCCAAUGAGAAGGUGCCGGCUGCAUCUGAUAAGAGUGCCGGCAAUCUGAUACUCAACAUGCUUCUCCAUCACCUCUCACCUAAUAGUUUUCACAUGGGAAGAACUCUCUUGCACCACACCAUCAUUUGCAACAAUGAAAGAGCAUUGAAUGUACUUCUGAAUAAUGGGGUUGAUACAGAAUUGGCCCUUCAAACUACUGAAGAAGAAACCAAUCUAUACCCUAUUCACAUGGCUGCACGCCUCGGACUAUGCAACAUUCUUCAAUGUUUGAUUAAUGGUAACUGUAACUUGGACUCGCAAACAAAACUUGGUGACACGGCGUUGAUGGUUUGCACAAGGUAUAAACAUGAGAAGUGUCUAAGAGUUUUAGUAUCAUCAGGAGCUGAUUUGGGGAUAGUAAAUUCGUUUGGUCAUUGCGCAACUUCAACAGCAACUUCUAUUCAUUGGACUAAAGAAUAUCAGAAAGCAGUUUUGGAUAUAAUUAGGUGA